CCGUCGCGAGCAUUGGAGUGUAACAAGUGGUUUAGAUUUUCAUUUCUUUCUGCCCACCACGAGAGAGGCUUCCUCGUCUGUGGCUUCCAGAAGACGUGCAAUUGGUGUCUGAGAAGUGUGCGAACUCAAGACGAUCCGCUCCACGAUCAAUUUCAAGUCGCGCGAUACACGCAAUUUUCGGACAGAAGAAAGAUUGAUUUAUCUAUUGCACGCGAGCUUCUCUAAAUCAUCGCAACGAUGCCAGGUGUGUUCAAGUACAAAUUGGGGAUCAAUGAGUUCUCGUCAAAUGGAUCGAAUCUCCUGAAAUCCCUGCUCGCGGAAUUCAUUGGACUGCUGCUGAUAAAUCUCUUCGGCAUAUUCUGCUGCCUCCAUGGAACAGCCACGAUGAUCUCAUUCACAUUCGGCCUGAUUGUCUUCAUGGUGGUUGCGUCACUGGGCCAUGUUUCGGGGGCACACGUCAAUCCGGCGAUCACGGUGGGACUGCUGGCCGUGGGAAAGAUCUCCUUCGUCAGGGCGCUGCUCUACAUCGUGGCGCAGUGUGCCGGAGCUGUCGCCGGCACGGGAUGCGUCAAGGCGCUGAUCCCUGAGGCGCAGCAGGGAACGCUCGGCAUGACCAGACUGGCUGAGAAUGUGCUGCCCAUGCAGGGUCUGGGCAUGGAGUUCUUCCUCGGCUUCGUGCUGGUUCUCACGGUGUUCGGCGUGGUGGAUGACAACAAGCCCGACUCGAAGAUCAUGGCGCCGCUGGCCAUCGGCAUGACGGUGGUCUUCGGCCAUCUGGCAGGAAUCAAAUACACAGGAGCCAGCAUGAAUCCGGCUCGGACCUUUGGCUCGGCUCUGCUCUCGGGCAUUUGGGAAAAUCACUGGAUUUACUGGGUGGGUCCAAUUCUUGGCGGCGUCGCCGCGGCGCUGCUGUACGUGCAGACGUUCGUGGCACCUGAGCCAGAGGUGGAUCUGGCCGAGCGCUACAGGACGCACGCUGAUGAGAAGGAAAUGGCCCGACUGGAUGGGAAGCGUGACUUGGCCUAGAGCGUGCGACCGCGUGACUCGAAUAUGGACAUCAGGAAAUUGGCAUCCGCCGCGCAAUCUCAUUGAGAAAACGCAAGAAUUCCCAAGUCACUCCAUUUCCACAAAAUGAUCAGUGUGUGUACAUAAAUUACAAUGCUCUGUAUUUACUCUUUUCACAACAUCGCAAUUGAUUGCUGACGCGCUGUUGUAUUUACUUACUGCGUGACUCAAUGUUCCCAUGAACUUCUGAAGCAUCUCCGCGAGGCAGUAAACUCUUCCUUAUCACCCCCAAGAUGGCACGCGAUAGCGCCGAUUGAAGAGGCUAGAGAGUGAUUGAGGGACGGGUUUUUGGUAAUUUUUCAAUGGUAUUUUAUUAUUUCUCAACAGUAUACACUUCUUAAAAUGUAUGUAAUCAUUAGCGAAUAUAACAUACUGCAUUUUAAUAAUA
Molecule: messenger RNA, 1453 nt
Organism: Phlebotomus argentipes
Lineage: Eukaryota; Metazoa; Arthropoda; Insecta; Diptera; Psychodidae
Product: aquaporin AQPAn.G-like
Exons: 4
Coding region: 238-1026 (262 amino acids)
Biological process (GO): transmembrane transport
Cellular component (GO): plasma membrane
Molecular function (GO): water channel activity
Source: RefSeq, a predicted model, not a curated record